CACAGUAUCUCCGAUUUGGCGAAUGUCGAUGAACGCGAGGCAUAUGUGCUUUGAGCUAAACAGAAUUUAUUUAAACUGAUAAAACAUCAUCUGCAUGUUUGAAAAGCAUUAAAAAAAAAAAAAGAAAAAGAAAAAGAAAAAAAAACGCAGAAAAAUGCGUUGAAAAUUUUCAUAUAAAUAAUAAUUUUUAUGUGAACAUUCCAAGCAAUAAUAUUUUUGAAGUGACAAAGUCAAGUGACUUUUGAGAGGUGAAAAUAGUGAAAAUGUUUUUCAAAUUAAAUAUCCCGAGUCUUGCCAGUCUUGGACUGCUUUUAAUUAUCUUAGAAGGAUGCUGGUGUGCUGAGGAUAGAACGUGUACUCCACAACCACAAAUACUUUACCCGUGUGAAUCUUCUUGUCGGGAGACAUGCGAAGCAAAAGCUAAGACUUGUCCUAUCGUAAGUAUCGCAUGUAAUCCGAGUUGUUAUUGUUUGGAGGCUUUUGUAAACAAUGAAACGGCCGAAUGUAUACCUCAGGCAGAGUGCCCUUAGAAGGCGGGUCAAUGAUAAUAAGAAGAAG
This is a messenger RNA of Glossina fuscipes, 558 nucleotides long. RefSeq names its product inducible metalloproteinase inhibitor protein-like. Lineage: Eukaryota; Metazoa; Arthropoda; Insecta; Diptera; Glossinidae. The record is from RefSeq and is a predicted model, not a curated record. The transcript is spliced from 2 exons. The coding region runs from base 264 to 530 and encodes 88 amino acids.